Haplochromis burtoni (Burton's mouthbrooder) is the source of this 471-nucleotide messenger RNA. Its product is annotated as fatty acid synthase-like. Gene Ontology annotation, biological process: fatty acid biosynthetic process. Gene Ontology annotation, cellular component: cytoplasm. The record is from RefSeq and is a predicted model, not a curated record. The transcript has 3 exons. Lineage: Eukaryota; Metazoa; Chordata; Actinopteri; Cichliformes; Cichlidae. The annotation marks the transcript as partial. Gene Ontology annotation, molecular function: oxidoreductase activity; fatty acid synthase activity.
AUGUUUGAUGUUUCCUCUGGGACUUUAAAGCCGGUGUGGAACACGGCACUUAUACUUCCAUGUUAUACAUUGACUGUAUGUGGCGUCGUGUUUGCUGCGUGUGUUUCAGGCGUGGAUGUGGUGCUGAAUUCUCUGGCCGAGGAGAAGCUGCAGGCCAGUGUUCGCUGCCUCGCUCGACACGCACGAUUCCUGGAGAUCGGCAAAUAUGACCUUUCCAACAACACUCCUCUGGGCAUGGCGUUAUUCCUUAAGAAUGUGGCUUUCCAUGAUAUCCUGCUGGAUGCUCUCUUUGAAGAGGGCAACCAAGAGUGGGAGGAGGUGUCCCAGUGUCUGCAGCAGGGCAUUGUGGGAGGAGUAGUUCAGCCUCUGAGAACCACAGUGUUCGAUAAGGACCAAGUGGAGCAAGCAUUCAGAUACAUGGCUCAGGGCAAGCACAUCGGCAAGGUCCUGGUUCAGGUGAGUGAGGUGUUU